CACACAUCCAUCACAUAUUUUCUAUAUCUCUCUCUCUCUCUCUCUCUCUCCAUUUUCCACUUGUACGGCACCAACAGAUUCCACCUCCACAGCGAGAAGUAGAAGAGGGUGAGGCGGAGAUGUCUCGCGCGUGUGGCGGAGACGCGGGCGGUUCAGGGGAGAUCAUGCUGUUCGGAGUCAGGGUGGUGGUGGACAUGAUGCGGAAGAGCGUCAGCAUGAACAAUCUGUCCCAGUACGAGCAGCCCCAGCCCGAGGAGCCGGCCAAGGUUAACACUAACAACAACACCACAACAAAAGACGACGUCGCAGGUGCCGGUUACGCCUCCGCAGACGACGCCGUUCCCAAUUCCCGCUCUCACCGCGACCGUGAGCGCAAGCGAGGGGUUCCGUGGACGGAGGAGGAGCAUAAGCUGUUCCUGCUGGGAUUGCAGAAGGUAGGGAAAGGAGACUGGAGAGGAAUAUCGAGAAACUUCGUGAAGACUCGCACGCCAACGCAGGUUGCAAGCCAUGCUCAGAAGUACUUCCUCCGCCGCUCCAAUCUCAACCGCCGCCGCCGCAGAUCUAGCCUCUUCGACAUCACCACCGAUACGGUCACGGCGAUUCCAAUGGAAGAAGAAGCAGGGCAUCAUCAUGAUAAUGCCUCGCAGUCACGUCCACCACCAUCCGAGCCCUGCAAUUUUGGUGGAUUUCCUAUGAUGUCUGCUUUUCCGAUGACUAUUGGUCCGGCAGCGGUUCCUGUCCCCAUCGAGAACCCAAUGGAAAACCUAAACCUAGGACAGGGAAAUGUGGAGACCAAUGCUGCCGCCUCGUCGUCGAGGAAUCUCGUCCGUCCGAUCCCUAUCCACACGGGUGCUCGUGCUUCAACCAUGUCCGAACUUAACUUGAAUUCAAAACCGUUGAUUGACUCGUCACCGUUGACUCUCAAGCUGUCUCUGCCAUCCGAUCAGAGGGAUUCACCGUCGAGGCAUUCGGCGUUCCAGGCAAUGUCAAGCUUCAACAAUGGCGAUGGCAUCAUCACCGUUGCUUGAAAAUUAAUGGUUCAUAAUUAGUGCAGAUGGGUUAGAGAAAUUUAUCUCCAAAAAAAAAAAAAAAAAAAUGGAAUGGAUUAGAGAAGACGAGGUAAAGGUAAAUUAGGCAACUGAAUUUGAUCCUUUGCUUGUUUUGUACAGACCCAAAAACUGUAACGUCUUUAUCUUCUUGUUGGUUUAUGGUACUAUUAUGUUAGAUUCUUGGUCUUUUGGCUGUUUUCGAUGUUAGCUGAUAUAACUGAAAAUAACAUGGACUUUUGGUGGGUCUGGUCUGAA
Corylus avellana is the source of this 1304-nucleotide messenger RNA. Its product is annotated as Homeodomain-like superfamily protein. Lineage: Eukaryota; Viridiplantae; Streptophyta; Magnoliopsida; Fagales; Betulaceae. Gene Ontology annotation, biological process: response to ethylene; response to gibberellin. Gene Ontology annotation, molecular function: DNA binding. The record is from RefSeq and is a predicted model, not a curated record.